Molecule: messenger RNA, 597 nt
Organism: Bactrocera dorsalis (oriental fruit fly)
Lineage: Eukaryota; Metazoa; Arthropoda; Insecta; Diptera; Tephritidae
Exons: 3
Coding region: 72-431 (119 amino acids)
Source: RefSeq, a predicted model, not a curated record
AAUUAUUUAACUCGCGCAUUUAUAGCAAAUUAUUUCCGAUUUAGUUGAUUUCGAGUACUAAAAGUGACAAGAUGUUUAGAAGUGCGCUAGUGAUUUGCUUUUGCCUUUUAAGCUUAUCCCAAGCAGCUGUUUAUUCGGAGCGCUAUUUUAAAGACCCAGCGCAUCCCGGCAAAUGUGUUGUAAAAGAUAAAGUAGUAUCUCCUGGUCAGAGCAUUAAACACCCCGUUAUGGCUUGUGCCCAAUUCACCUGUGAUAAUGCACAAGGCUUGGCGACGAUCGAAACCUGUGAUCCUGUCAGUGCUUUGCCUUCGCCACUUUCCAUGAUUAAGUAUGAUCCUCGAGACAAGCCGACAUGCUCUUGGGGCGAUUUCAUUAAUACGAACGCACCAUAUCCGGAAUGUUGCAAACGGCAUUUCUCUUGUGUGCUUUGAAAUAGUGACUAAUGAGUGAAUAAUAAAUCUGCAGAAAAUGCUAUUUAUAUAUUAAGUGGUCAAAAAAUAAAAUGAAAACUAUAAAAAUAUAAGCAAAUAUAUUUUUAAAUUAUAAGAGUGCUGGACAAAUAUUAAUUCGAAAAUAAAACUUAAUGAUGUUAGUAAA